AAUCAAGAAUCAAUUCGCUCACCAAUGCAUUUGAUUUCAUGGCCACUUUCCUAAUCCUUCCCCCUUUAUGCCUAGCAUAAAUUCUAAUGAGCCACCACCUUUCUCCGCCCGUCGCUAUAUACUACCACGUGUAGCCACCACUCGAGAAACCAUCUUUGUCUCCUUCCCUGGCUCGCAUUUUAAUGGCGCCUCCCGAGUUUUCCCUUCGUUGACAACUCCGAUCCCCGAAAAUAAAAAUAAAAAUAAGGGAUUUAAUUAAAGGGAAAAGCGAUAAUGGUUGGAAAUCGAAAGCCCACGUCAUGCCUAGUCGUCGGCAACUACUGCCACGACGUCCUGAUGAAGGACGACGUCGUUUUAGGCGAAUCCCUCGGCGGCGCCGCCGCCUUCGUAUCGGCCGUGCUGGACGGAGUCGCCGUCCCCUCCACCGUCGUGGCCAAGGUGGGCCCCGAUUUCGCCUACCCCGUCACCCACCCGCCCAGCGUUAUCCCCUCCUCCGGGACAACCCUCUUCCACGCCCAUUUCUCGUCACAGGUCCAACGACAGGACCGCGUCCUCCGGCGAGUCCGCGCUUGUGACCCCAUCGGCCCCUCCGAUCUCCCCGAGUCGCGGCGGUUCGACUUCGGCUUGGCCGUUGGCGUGGGUGGGGAGAUUCUGCCGGAUACACUGGAGAAAAUGCUCGACAUCUGCGAGACUGUGCUGGUCGAUGUGCAGGCUUUGAUUCGGGUCUUUGACGGCGGCGAUGGAACGGUGAGGCUCGUUAAACUGAGGGAUUCAGGGUUUUAUCAUCUCCUCCCAAGGAUCGGGUUUCUGAAAGCCUCAUCCGACGAGGCUCCGUACAUUGAUGUGGAUCAGGCGAAGAAUGCAUGCUGUGUAGUGCUGACAAAUGGGGAAGAAGGGUGCAGGGUUCAUUAUAGGGAUGUGGAGCAGCAUAUUGCUCCCUUUCCGUCUGUACAGGUGGAUCCGACUGGAGCAGGGGAUAGUUUUCUGGGCGGGCUUGUUUUCGGGCUUGUGCAGGGCCUGAACGUCCCAGAUGCAGCCUUGUUAGGGAACUUUUUUGGUUCGCUUACUGUUUCGCAUGUUGGCCUUCCCAAGUUCGAUUUGGGUUUAUUGCAGGCAGUAAAGAAUGAGGUGCAAAGAAAGAAGUUACAGUUAUUUAGCUGCCGUGAAGAGCUAAAUGAGAAGUUGGUGUUUGCAAAACCUUUAGAUCACGACGACUUCCAUAAAUCACUUGUCAGAGCCAAAAAUUUACCUUUAUCUCAUCAAGAAUGCCAACUUGAGUUGCCACCUGGCUCCUCUCAAGUGACAUUAUUUUCAGGCAACAGUCAUGACGAACCAAUUAAGUUGGGUAACGGAAUACCUUGAUGCAGAUUUUUUAACUCCCUGUCUCUACCAAUCCAUGUGAAA
Messenger RNA from Striga asiatica, 1404 nucleotides. Lineage: Eukaryota; Viridiplantae; Streptophyta; Magnoliopsida; Lamiales; Orobanchaceae. The record is from the annotation of a GenBank genome assembly.